GAGGCACUAGGCAGGCACCUUCUUAAAGGGGCAGUUCCAGCUGGCCGCUGUGAACGCACUUUUUGGAAAACAAUAUAAAAAUUUGGGUAGGGGGGAAUCGAGGGCAAGCCUUUCUCAUUAAGAUGCAUGGGCUAUGUGCUUCUGAUGUCAUGCAUUUUUAAAUUCUCUUUUGGGGGGCGGGGAGCUCAGCUCUCUUGCAACUCAUCAAAGAAGAGACUGAGGGUGGGGGCCCCCAAGGGGCAUUCUGUCCACCUCCGUGGCUGCCUGCCUAGCCCACCCUGAAACUUCCCGCCCCCUCCCCACGAGGAGCCUGCCUGGCAUUCGAGUAGUUCUGUAGGCAGAGAGGAAUGAGACUGUAGCUUAAAGAUAAGCGCCUUUUUUUUUUUUUUGCAUGCAAAAGGUCUCCGUUUCAAUCCCCAGCAGCGACGGAGGAGGGCUGCUGCCAGUCUGUGCAAGCAAUGUUUAGUUCAAUUUCAACGAGGGCAGGCAUGAUCGUGCCCCCUGGAUCGGUGGUCGUCCUGGACUGGCACAAGACCCAAGAGAGCAAGGAGUACUUUGAUGCUCUCUUGCACCGGAACAGGCGCAAGUUCUUUGGGUCGAUUGAGAGGCCGGUGCUCCCUCCUCAAGUGGCUGCUGACGUCGUGAGCUACAAGGUCUUUGUGUCGGGGAAGAGCGGCGUGGGCAAGACCGCCUUGGUGGCCAAGCUGGCCGGUCUGGAAGUGCCUCCGGUGCAUCACGAGACAACAGGAAUCCAGACGACCACAGUGUACUGGCCGGCAAAGCUGAGAGAGAGCAGCAAAGCCCUCUUUUUCAAGUUCUCCUUCUGGGACUGUGGAGAAGCUGUGCUCAAGAAGUUUGAUCACAUCCUCCCGGCGUGCACGGAGAAAGUGGACGGUUUCCUCUUUCUCUUUUCCUUCACGGACCGCGCGUCCUUCGAAGACCUGCCGAACCAAAUCUCUCGCGUGGCCGAAGGGGCCAAGAAGGCCGUCAAGAUGGUGAUCGGCACCAAGUUUGACCAGUUCGCGCACACCGACGUCACGGGACCUGACAUGGCCGCCUUCCGCCACACGUGGGGCUUGCCUGUCCUGCGGGCCAAGAGCGUCAACGUGCGGCGGCUGGCCGACGGGCACUCCCUGGACGGCCGCGCGGGGCUCUCGGACGUGGCCCACCUCCUGAACGGCCUGGCCGAGCACCUCUGGCGCCAGGACCAAGUGGCCGCAGGCCUGAUUCUGCCCGCCCCUGGGCCCCCAGAGCCCACUCCGUGUUGACAGGGCCUGCUGGCAGCAAACGGUUCUCCGAAUGCUGCACAAAAGCUGCCCACGGAGGGAAAAGGCAGCACAAAGCCUUCCCACUUCCACGCCUGGGAGACCGGCCAGGCUGAAGGCCAUGUUGCCAUGGCGCCCACGGUGGGGGAAACCCCUGAAUUAGGAGGGGGCCAGCAGCCAGGUGAUCCUCUGGGGGAGCCCCUCCCUCACUGACAGCCGUGCGCCGAGACCCCAGCACCCUCUUAGAAUUUGCAUUCAGUAAUGCAGAGUAGUACUAUCGCCGUGGCGGUCCGAAUGGGGGCUUUAGCCUGGACUGAAAAGGUAGGAGAACUCUCUGACUUCUCUUUAGUCAUAUUGGCAAUCUUCCCUGUAAGAGGGAAUCCCAGAUGCUGGGAUUUGUAGUCAACAACAUCUGGGAUUUCCUCUUGCAGGGAAACGCCGGUCACAGGUUGGAGCUGUGCUUUUAAAAAAGGUGUCUUUAUAUAUAUAUAUGUGUGUGUGUGUGUCUUAAGUGACUUUUUAAGAAGGGACUUUCAAAAGAAGUGACUUUUAAAGAAGUGCUUUAAACAUAAGUAUUGUUUUUGCAAGAACUAGAUUUUAUAUUUUCCCAAAAACCUGGGAGAGUGGCUAUUGUUCCUUUAUCCUGGCUACUCUUGAUGCAGCCUAGGGUCCGUUGGGUACCUAGCUCAGGCUAAUCUGAUUAAGGCUGCAAUCUUAGGCAAGCUUGCUAAAGAGUAAGCCCCACUGAACAAAGCGGGGCUAAAAUCCAAGUAAACAUCCCUAGGCUUGAACUCUCCAUCUAACACCUCCUGAACUCCAUGUUAAGGCAGUCCAAACGACAGGCUUUAGGGUUUUCCAGGUAUGUCCUGUUUUCUUGUUUAUUUUGCCCAACAUCCGGCCUGAAGAAGAGUUCUGUGAUGUUUGGAAGCUUGCUUACAACUUUGCCAUUUGAGCUGAUCUUUGUAAAGGUUUUAUCUUCCUGGGUUGGGGGCGGCGGCGGCGGCGGCUUGCACUCACUGCCUUGUUCUCUGUGUGGGUUCCUUCCCGUUUGUAUCACCAUUAUAGCAAUGAGUUAAAGUAAAACUCCUUGAAUUUGGAAAGGAGA
This is a messenger RNA of Hemicordylus capensis (graceful crag lizard), 2370 nucleotides long. RefSeq names its product ciliogenesis and planar polarity effector complex subunit 2 (gene CPLANE2). NCBI's taxonomy places the organism in Eukaryota, Metazoa, Chordata, Lepidosauria, Squamata, Cordylidae. Bases 459 to 1268 code for a protein of 269 amino acids. The transcript has 6 exons. Gene Ontology annotation, molecular function: GTP binding; GTPase activity. The record is from RefSeq and is a predicted model, not a curated record.